Molecule: messenger RNA, 1398 nt
Organism: Cajanus cajan (pigeon pea)
Lineage: Eukaryota; Viridiplantae; Streptophyta; Magnoliopsida; Fabales; Fabaceae
Source: RefSeq, a predicted model, not a curated record
AUGACGGAGAGGAUUUGGGGGAUGCCGGUAGAGAGUCAACCACCCUCGGAACCGCCGGAUGGGGGUGUUGGGGGUCUCAAGCUGGGUCAGUCAAUGACCUUUAAGGAGAAGGUGCUGGGUACUCCAGCUAUGCGGCCGGCUGUUCGAGAUCUUAUCAAGGAGGGGGCCAUGACGUUAGAGUUUGAAGGUGGAGACCGGUUGUUUCCUAAAUUUAGCAUCACGGCACCCACGUUGAAACAGUUGUGUGCACCAUGGGAAAAGUGCCUAGUGAUCAAGCUGCUAGGGAGAGAGGUGGGGUUUUUAACCUUGCGGGACAGACUACCUGCGUUGUGGAAGGCUCAAGGAGGGCUCGAGUUGCUGGACGUGUCACAUGGUUACUACAUGGUGAAGUUUGAUUUAGAGGCAGAUAGAGAACGAGUCAUGCACGGGGGUCCUUGGAUGCUCUUUGAUCACUAUCUGAUUGUUCGUCCAUGGUCCCCGGAUUUCGUUGCGUCAGCAACGAAGGUCGACAGCACUCUUGUCUGGGUUCGGUUUUCGGGACUCGGAGUGAUGUUCUAUGAUGAGAGUGUUCUCCUAACGAUUGCUUCGGCCAUUGGGAAACCAGUCAAGGUGGAUCUGAAUACCCUGAAUAUGACACGAGGUAGGUUUGCACGGGUCUGUGUCGAGAUUGAUUUAAAUGUACCAGUUGUUGGACGGUUCUUCCUUAAUGGGGUGUGGUAUAAUGUUGAAUAUGAGGGCUUACAUUUGCUAUGCUCGGCGUGCGGCUGUUAUGGGCAUGUUCUGCGAAAUUGUACUCACGCGAACAAGACUGCAGUAUUGGUGUAUGGUGAGGGAGUGAAAGAGGCGACGGAGCAGCCGUCAGGAGACCUACCGCGGAAUGUAGAAUCUGCUGCGGUAUCAGGAGAGAAAUCCGCCCCACAAAUUAGGGGGGAAAUUCCGCUGGAUCCGCAUGGGGAGUGGUUGGUGGUGAAACGGCGGAAUCGGAGACAAAAUCCUGGGAAACCGUUGAAUAAGGAUCAUGCAUUCGGGGAUAAAUACGUUGAUGGGGGCCACGGGUUGAUUCAAGGUGCAUUUGGCAUGGGGCCCACACUAGAACGUAAGAAACGUAGUAGGGGAGAGGGUGUUGUGGUACGUCCACGGCCCACGGUUUUUGCACCAGCCUUGGGCUCGUCUAGGGCCCACAAUCCGCACGCGAGUAUUCCGCUUAAGGCCCACGUAGCUGGUCCAAAUUUGGUGCAGGUGGGAUCACCGGGGAGUCCAGCCGUGAGUAUGGCACAAUGCGUGCUUCAACCGGGUUCCACGACUAAAGUAUCACAUGUUUCCGAGGACGAUGAUAAUGAGAGCCUGGGUACGGCGGAGGGUAUGCAAUAUGAAGAAGAGGAAGUCAUGGUAGCUUGA